CGGAAAACAGGUAUAAUUAAAAACAGCCAGACUCCGUCUUUACAUGGUUCCAGUGUGAAGUUCCCUGCGUCCCAGGUGGUGGCGCUAAUUCUACAACUGGUUCUCACUGUCCAACAAAGUGGAGAAGCAGAAAAUCGGAUUAGUAGUCCGUCCCUUCUUCUGCUGCGCUGCUGGAGGGAGAGAAAUCCCAUAAAAACAGAAGCUGCGCUACUGAAAAAAUGAAUGAUGUCCUUUUGCAAGUCCUCUGCAUGUAAUGCCCACUUUCCUGCACAGUUUAAAUUUACCUCCACAAACACAUGAUGUCAACAUGUCACCAAGAAGACUGUAUUUCUCUGCAGAAACCAAGAUAGAUUAAAUAUGCACAUAUGGAGUCCAGGAGCUCCAGCACUCGUCAGAGUUCCUCUGGCCAAGAGAGUCACUUCUCAGAAUGUGAGAAGAGUUUUACUGUACAAACUCAUCUGAAAAUACAGCAGCACGUUCACACAGGAGAGAAGCUGUACCACUGUUCGGAGUGUAUGAAGACUUUUACCCAACAAGGUAGUCUCCAGCGUCACUGGCGCAUCCAUACAGGAGAGAAGCCGUAUUACUGCACGGUGUGUGGAAAAAGCUUUACUCAACAGGGCACGCUCCAGCGGCACCAGCGCAUUCACACAGGAGAGAAACAACAUUGUUGUUCAGAAUGUGGGAAGAGUUUUAGAUGUAGUGAUGAUCUCAAAAUACAUCGGCGAAUUCACACGGGAGAGAAACCGUAUCACUGUGCUGAGUGCGGGAGUAGUUUCACGAGACGGAGCAGUCUCCAACUACACCGACGCAUCCACACAGCAGAGAAAUGGUAUUACUGCUCAGAGUGUAUGAAGAGUUUCACUCAGCUAAGUAGUCUUCAACGACACCAACGCAUUCACACAGGAGAGAAACCACACUGCUGUUUGGAGUGUGGGAAGAGGUUUCGAUUCAGUGUUGAUUUCAAAAUACACCAACGCUUUCACACUGGAGAGAGACCGUAUCACUGCUCAGAGUGUGGGAAGAGUUUUACUCUACAGAGUAUUUUACAAAAACACCAGCGCAUUCACACGGGAGAGAAACCGUAUUACUGCUCAGAGUGUGGGGACAGUUUUACUCUACAGGCUCAUCUCCAACGACACCAGCGCAUUCACACCGGAGAGAAACCCUAUCACUGCUCAGAUUGUGGGAAAAGUUUUAGAGACAAGGGUAAUCUCCAGCGACACCAGCGCAUUCACACAGGAGAGAAGCCGUAUCAGUGCUCAGAGUGCGAAAGGAGUUUUAGAGAUGGAGGUACUCUCAAAAAACAUCAACUGAUUCACUCAAAGGAGAAACCAUAUCACUGCUCAGAAUGUGGGAAGAAAUUCAGGCAUUCAAAUACUUUAAAGAUACAUAAAUGUAGAGCAAGCUUGAAGGAUAUAAUGGGAGGUAAAGAUUCAAAGGCUGUUGAAGAGCAUCAGCAUGACAAGAUAAUGAGCCAAGUGAUAGAGCAAGCCAAGAAGGUGACAGUUCAGCUGAUAAAUUUUGAUGAAAGACUGCCACACACCAAAAAGUGGCAAACUUCUACUGUCAUCUCACCCAGGGACAUGCCAAGAUCCUUCAACAAUACAAAUUCCUCGUACAAGCAAUUGUGCUCGGCCAAUAAAGUCAUUCUAAUUUUAAAUAUGGCUUCCAGAAGAAGCUCCAAUACAGGUGCAGGCAAAGAGACCCACUGCUCAGACUGUGGGAAGCGAUUUGCUCUACAGAGUUAUCUCAGAAUACACCAGCGCAUUCACACAGGAGAUAAACCGUAUCCUUGUUUAGAUUGUGGAAAGCGCUUUAUUCAGCAGAGUCAUCUCCAGCGACACCAGCGCAUUCACACAGGAGAUAAACCACACUGCUGUUCAGAUUGUGGAAAGAGCUUUAGAGACAGUCGCGAUCUCAUAAAUCACCAGCGGAUUCACACAGGAGAGAAACCGUAUCACUGCACAGAGUGUGGGAAGAAUUUUAGUCUACAGAAUACUUUACAAAAACACCAGCGCGUUCACACAGGAGAGAAACCGUAUCACUGCUCAGAGUGUGGGGAAAGGUUUACUCUACAGGCCCAUCUCCAACGACACCAGCGCAUUCACACCGGAGAGAAACCAUAUUACUGCUCGGAGUGUGGGAAGAGUUUCAGAGACAGUGGGAAUCUCCAACGACACCAGCGCAUUCACACAGGAGAGAAGCCGUACUAUUGUUCAGACUGUGGGAAGAGUUUCAGAGAUGGAAGUACCCUCAAAAAACAUCAGCUGAUUCACAAAAUGGAGAAACCAUAUCACUGCUCAGAGUGUGGAAAGAGAUUCAGGCAUUCAAAUACUUUAAAGACACACAAAUGCAUUAAGAAUGAGGUGAAAACUCAUAUGGCAAAUGUCAAAUCGAAGAACUCUAAAAAUCCUUUUCUUUAGGACUGUCAGCUGAACUCAUGAAGUAAAUUACAAGUUUACCUUUUCUUUCAAAAUUUUAAGUACUUUCCAAAUUUUACAUUUAUUUUUAAAGAUGCAAACUUACCUCAAUAUUAUGACAUAAUAUUAUAGAGUGCUGAGCAUAAAUAUUAAGCAUCAAAAGAUUUGUAUCAAAUUUAAGUUUUUAAACAAAUGUUCAACACAAUAAAAAUAAAGCACAUAUGGUUUAUUAGCAUUUUGUAGCUAGCAGUGGUGGACAAAUUACAGAUAUCCAGUGCUUGAGUGAAAGAAGAGCUCCUUUUGCAAGAUUGUAAAAUUGCUCAAGUAAAAGCCCCAUAUAUAUUUUUUCACUUACGUUAAACUACACAGGUUAUACUUGUUUAAGCGUCAAAAGUAAAACUACUGUGAGAUGUUCUAACAAUCCAGCAUUUCUUUGUCUUCAGUUUUGGAAAUGUGUAAAAUUUAAGUUUGCAAAGCUACAACUGACCAUUGAGUUUUUAGGAGAGACUUAGUGAUAGUUGCACUAUGACUUGUUUGAUCUAUUUGUGAAAGUGUGUCAUUCUUUUAUUUAUUACGCAAAAUCUAUUUUUUACUUCACAGUAUUUUGCAGAAAAUAGUGGAGUAAAAAGUAGGACAUAAAAUUAAGUACACAUACUUUGUUAUUGUCCUGUUUUUAAGUAGCUCAUCACAGUCGUCUUGAUGUUUUCAUAAUGAUUGUAGAGCCUUAAAUCAGAAGUAGUGGGACGAAACAACAGCCCUUUGUUACACAAUGCAAACUGUAAUUCUUGUGGGUGAAUGUAUAUGAUUGUCCAGUUUCUAAAGUUGCAACACAGCUAAGUUUCACUAAUUAAACAUUUCUGCCCAAAUGGGAUGUUUCUCAGUGUGUGACAGCAAAGUCAUUAGAAAGGAGAAGAGGCUGAAUCAUUACGUGACUACAUAAAAAAUAUAUUGUAAGUAAUGUAAGUAACGUUUGAAUAUUUAGAUGGACAUUUUUACACUGUAAUGUUCUUUUUUAUUUUAUCUUGGAAAAUAUUAAAGCUUUUUGACAAUCCUAAUUUCCAUUUAGUAUUUUUAGGUGAAUGUGAAUGUUUCCUGCUACCUUUGUGAUUAAGUACUAAAUGGUUUCUAAUGAAAGCAACUGUUAAUAUUGUUAGAAAAAGAUCCUGAUCUCUCAAAUGAUCCAUUUGUCUGUACUGAUUGUGAUUGUUAUACCUUAAGACUGCAAGGUUUAUUUUACUUUAAAGUAAAAUAGACAGCAAGGUCAAAAAUAUUCAUAGUGUUGGCCAUUAUGGUGAAACUCUGCAGGUUUUUUAUUUGUUAGGAUAGAUGGCUGAAAGCGGCACUAGUAAAG
Messenger RNA from Colossoma macropomum (tambaqui), 3774 nucleotides. Its product is annotated as zinc finger protein 345-like. The record is from RefSeq and is a predicted model, not a curated record. Gene Ontology annotation, biological process: regulation of transcription by RNA polymerase II. Gene Ontology annotation, molecular function: DNA-binding transcription factor activity, RNA polymerase II-specific; RNA polymerase II cis-regulatory region sequence-specific DNA binding. The transcript has 5 exons. Lineage: Eukaryota; Metazoa; Chordata; Actinopteri; Characiformes; Serrasalmidae. The coding region runs from base 366 to 2426 and encodes 686 amino acids.